Aureobasidium vineae is the source of this 837-nucleotide messenger RNA. The record is from the annotation of a GenBank genome assembly. NCBI's taxonomy places the organism in Eukaryota, Fungi, Ascomycota, Dothideomycetes, Dothideales, Saccotheciaceae.
AUGCUGCAUACUUCUCUGAGACGAACGACUGCUAUUCGCGCUGUUCAUACACUCAAGACUGCUGCAAACAUCCGUUCAUCUCAAAUGUCGUCAACCGCUCUAGACCUGGGUGCCGAGUCUCAACUGUCCGACAAGAAAGCCGUGAGAAAGCAACUGCACAAUCUCCUGUCCUCGCUGCCAUCAGAUCACGUCCAACGUCAAUCCGUCAAUGCCACAAAGUUGCUCUUGUCGUUGCCCGAAUAUAAGAAUGCUCGUUCUAUCAGCAUCUUCAUGUCCAUGCCUUCUGGCGAGAUAAACACCCAAGAUCUUACCAAACAUGCUCUGAGCUCGGGGAAGCAUGUAUUUGUACCAUACAUUUACAAGCCCAAGCAACCUCGUCGAGAUGGUUUGCCUACCUCGAUCAUGGAUAUGUUGCGGUUGGCUGAUGAGGACGACUAUACCUCGCUUCAGCCUGACAAAUGGGGCAUUCCAUCCAUCCCCAAAGAAACUGUCCCAGAUCGUGCAAACUCGUUCGGAGGGUCAGGCGUUACUGAUGGAGACUUACCUGCUCCUGACUCAGCAGGUCUGGACGUGAUUCUCAUGCCCUGCAUUGCUUUUGACCAAGAACUGAAUCGUCUGGGUCAUGGAAAAGGCUAUUACGACAACUUUCUCACGCGGUCUUGUUCGACACAAACUGCAGAUGGACAGAACAGAAAGAAACCGUUUUUGGUGGGCUUCGCGCUAGCUGAGCAAAUGCUUCCUUCUCAAUAUCGUCUGCCAAUUGAUGCAUGGGACUGGAGGGUUGAUGCGGUGGUGCUCGGAGAUGGCGGGUCAGAGGCCAGAUUGGUGAGGGCUUGA